CAGGACGAGAACAAACAACGCUCUUUCCAACCACAUACCCAUUUCAAUGGCCAACCCUGUUCAAAGCUUUUUUAUUCUUUUUGCUAUUAUCAGUGUCUGUUGGACCUCAGUGGCCGACGCAGGAGGAGCGAAAGUCAACAAUGUCACGCCCUCAAUGGCGCGCACUAUCUUGAUCGCAGCUAUGUCUCAUGAGAUGGACACAGUGGCAUCCGCGGACCUGCCGUCAAGCCUAGCGAAGACGGAAGCCAACACCACCUGUAUCAUGACAUAUUGCACGGACGCGGCUUUGGCUUGUGUGAAGGACCAGGCAUGCCGCACCGCCCUGUCCUGCCUCUCAACCUGCGACUCAUUGGAAGACGAUAGUCCCGACAAGAUCGAGCUGCAGAAAUGCACGGCAGACUGCGUGGUGACCUAUGAGAACGAGGCCUUGGACGCCGUCAACGGCUGCUUCGACUCUCACGACUGCAUUGCCCUGACGCCCAUCCCCCUCGCGUGCCGGGACACCCAUCCUGCCUUUCCGAUCCCACAAAAUGUCACGGACAUGGAAGGGGCGUGGUGGGCGACUUGGGGGAAGAACGCUGUGUACGACUGUUAUCCGUGCCAACGCCUGUCGUUCUCCCCGCUGAACGCCUCGUCCUGGCUGUACACGUCCAAGUACUUGACCCCCACCUUGGAGGGCGGGGUGCGGGCCUACGAGCUUCAGGCAGCAUUUCCUUGGCCGGCGGACGGUAUGGCGACAGCCAUUGCCUUCAAUUACACCUACCAAGGAAUGAGCCACGGAGAGGAGUGGCGGUUCCUACACGUGGCCCCAUCCCUUGUUGUUCUUUACUACUGCGGGCAAGGCAACACAUGGCAGUACGAGGGAGGGCUGGUCUUGUCGCGAGAACGAAGCAGCCCCCCCGACCACGUCUCCUUGGCCGCAGAGGCCUUUGCAAAAAUUGGCAUAGAUUUUGAGGAGGAGUUUUGCGAGCUGCAACCCAACCGCCCAUGUCCUGCCCUUUAAGCGAGCAUUGCGAGCCCUUGGAGCCCAGCAUCCUGAGAGAUAUGGAGAGAGCCUAAACUGGAGCAUGCUUGGAAGGGCGGUAGAGCCACGGGGGUGUCUCCUUGUUUCCCGGUGUACAGACAAGGCUUGAGGAAUAUCGGAAUGGUAGCAAAGGGUUAAGGAACAAAUCAUCC
Messenger RNA from Nannochloropsis gaditana CCMP526, 1176 nucleotides. Its product is annotated as violaxanthin de-epoxidase. Gene Ontology annotation, biological process: xanthophyll cycle. Gene Ontology annotation, molecular function: violaxanthin de-epoxidase activity. Bases 47 to 1003 code for a protein of 318 amino acids. The transcript has 4 exons. The record is from RefSeq and is a predicted model, not a curated record.